Messenger RNA from Acanthosepion pharaonis, 1998 nucleotides. The record is from the annotation of a GenBank genome assembly. Lineage: Eukaryota; Metazoa; Mollusca; Cephalopoda; Sepiida; Sepiidae.
AUGUAUGUGAAGGGCACUAAAAUCAUCAUUGAAGAAAAAAAAAAAACUCGAAUGCUGACCACUAUCGCUCAUAUAGCCACAGACGCAACUUCGUCUGUUCCUUUUCCUUUUUUCCUUCAUUUCUUUCUCUCUCUCUCUCUCUCUCUCUUCAUUGAUUCUUUCUUUUUUCAAUUCCACUCCCUCUUUCAUUUCAUUUUUAAAUUCCCCACCUCUCUCUCUCUCUCUCUCUCUCUCUCUCUUAAAAAAAAAACAAAAUCAACCUCUCUGCUUAUCUUUCUCGUAAAACCCUCCCUGUUCAAUUCAAGAGACUCACAUAUCAUCAAGAUUGAUAUGGAAGAAGAAAAUGUGAAAAUGUCCCAAGACACUGAAGAUACAAGUGCGCCAUUGCAGAUGACAGAAGUUACAGGUGCUGCUUGUCCUUCUGGUGAUGCCCAGUUAGAUAAAAAACAGGAAUUAAUAGGCAAGGACAGUACAGAGGAUGAGGAAUUAGCACAUAUGGUUGUUCCUGGAAACGAUGUUCCAAAAUGGUGUUCCUGCCGUUGGGCAUUUUGCUACAUCAGCUGUGUGGCUAUGAUGUUUGUCUAUUCUGUACGUGUGGACAUUAGUGUUGCCAUCGUUUGCAUGGUCAAAGCAAAACCGCCUAAAUUUAUGAAUGACAGUCAAGAAAAUCAGUUGUGUUCAUUAACACAUUCAAAUAGCAGUAGCAGUAGUGCAGAAUUUGAAUGGAGUGACGGUCUUAAAGCUAAUAUUUUGGCUGGCUUCUUUUAUGGCUAUACAGCCAGCAACAUUCCUGGUGGUUUCCUGGCAGAUCGUUAUGGAGGCAGGAAAGUAUUUGGCAUGUGCAUCUUGUUGUCAUCAAUCAUGACACUUUUACAUCCAGUUUUAAGUCGAGUCAGUGGUUAUUUAACACUGGUUCUUCGAAUCUUAACUGGUUUUGUAUCUGGGCCAUUUUUCCCUUCUAUGCAUUCCUUGUGGGGACGAUGGGCACCACCGAUUGAACGAAGCAAGCUCAUGGCCAUUUGUUAUGCAGGACCUUACAUGGGAAAUAUCAUCACAUUAACUUUGUCUGGCUAUCUUUGUGCAAAUGGAUUUGAUAAUGGAUGGGGUUCCAUCUUCUAUAUUAUAGGAAUUGUGGGCAUCCUAUUCAGUCUCCUCUGGCUCUACAUUGUUCGUGAAACUCCAAAUACUCAUCCACGAAUCACACAAGCAGAAAAAGAUUUUCUGCGCGAUGCUAUUACAUGCAAAGCAAAGGUUACACAUAUCCCUUGGAAGAGUAUCUUCACAUCUGGAGCUGUCUGGGCCAUCAUUGUAGGGCACUUCUGCUAUAAUUGGUCAAACUAUACAUUACUUACCGUGCUGCCUCUUUUUAUGAAACAGGUUCUAUAUUUUGAUAUCAAAACAAAUGGUCUAAUGUCAUCCAUUCCUUAUCUUGGACAAUUCCUUGGAUACACAGUAAUUGGUAGCAUUGCCGACUUUAUUCAACAAAAGCAAUGGUUGUCCACACGCAAUACUCGUGUUUUGCUUCAAUUAAUCUCCUUCUUUGGCACUGCAGGAUUCCUGGUAGGCACAAGUUUUGUCAAAUGCACAUCAGCUAUGUCAGCUGUAGCAUUUUUAUUCUUUGCUGCUGCAUUCAUGGGGCUCAGUGGAGGUGGCUUCUUUGUUAAUCAUGUGGAUAUAGCUCCAAGUUAUGCUGGAAUUUUGUUUGGCAUCACAAAUUGCAUCAGUGCGCUCUCUGGAUUUCUUGCACCUCUUGUGGCUUCAGUUUUAACAGGAAAUCACACACAGUCAGAGUGGCAGCGAGUUUUUUUUGUUUGUGCUGGCCUUUCUGCAUUUGGGGGUAUAUUCUUUGCAAUAUUUGCUAAAGGUGAAGUCCAGACAUGGGCAGUCCAGGAAAAAUCAAACAUCCAGUUGGAGAGAAAGCGGAGUAUAUACAUCCAGAGAACCAGUAGUUGUUGGAUAUUGUGUUGUCAGAAGAAAAAAGCAGAGUACAAACUUUAA